This is a messenger RNA of Suillus paluster, 3406 nucleotides long. RefSeq lists its product as uncharacterized. The record is from RefSeq and is a predicted model, not a curated record. The coding region runs from base 446 to 2947 and encodes 833 amino acids. The transcript is spliced from 6 exons. NCBI's taxonomy places the organism in Eukaryota, Fungi, Basidiomycota, Agaricomycetes, Boletales, Suillaceae.
CGCUCACCUUGUUACAAGUUACACCUGGUUACACACAACCACGUUCCAAAAUCUGUUAUCCAUGCGUUGUCGAUGUCGCCCGUCGUCAAGUAGAUGAGUCCUUUGCGUCAGAAGACUUGCGAUGCAUCGGAGCGAGAAAAUAGAACGUGCAUUCAUUCUCUUCAUCUUUCCUCGCCCUCAUGUCCUUGGAAGAGGUUCAGUCUUCGUCCUUAGUAACAUCCCUUUGAGCUCUUGGGCUGGAGGUGCCAUUUUGGAUGCUUGAUAUCUACUCAGCUUUGCUCAAACACUGCCAGCUGGGUUUCACACCAACUCACUCCAUUGCUUAUUGUUUUUCCUUCUCGUCCAGUUCAGUUCGCUGGUAUCAACUGCGAGGAGGCUUGCCUCCACGCUUCCCUUGCAAAGGCACGCACGCCAUUUCGUUGUUUUUUCGGUCAUAUCCGCUUCCAUGUUCAAUGCAUCCUCGACGUGCAACUUGGGAUACACCUUGGUUUCCUCUGCAGCGUGGAGCAAUAAUAACUGUGAUAUUGAACUCAUACUAUCUGACAUUCCCUUUAUCUCGGUUGGGAUAUUAACUUUUGGAGCAUCGGCAUUCUUUCUUGUAAUCAGACAGCUCACAUUCUCCGUUGUCUCCCUGUAUUUCUCGGUGUUGCUCUCUUUUGCAGCUGCUAUCAUCGACCUGACACAAAUCCUUAUACGUGACUUUAGCCAGGUCACCGUACAGCCACUAAUUACCGCAAGGGAUGUUUUGCUUGCUCUGCAUUACCUCCACAGCGGUAACUGGGCUCGGUGGGGCGUCGCAGGAUCCUACGCAAAGUUCGGUUUGCUGGCCACCAUCCCUGCUAUCACCUCGUUGCAAAUCGUUUGGCGUCUAUUUCAACGAUACCAAAAUUAUGGCCCGGUGUAUGCGGCGAAUGUGGCACUCGAGGUCCUCGUCUCUGUAUUGCUUCUUCUCAAGCUGCUAUUAAACACAGUGCCAACCUCAUCGAUUCCCCGAUCGCACACUUUCGGGGAAUAUGGGUUCCCCAUCUUGGCGUUAGUGUUCAAUAUUGGCAUCUCCAUCGGAGACUUGAUUCGCUUCGCAUUCACAGAGUCAAUUCUUGGCCGACUUCUUCAAGGAGUAGAACUCUGUAUCUUAAUCGUCUUUAUGAUGAUUCUCUACUUUUUCCGUCACAAAAAGACCACAACUGUUCCUAAAAUCAGGGAUUUAGCAAUGUUGAAGAAGUUGCCAGAGCAUCCACGUGAAUCGACUUUCAGGCUGUCCCCACCAUUGGUGUCUACACCUAGAUUAACGACGCCUCUCAGUUCCGAAAAUCAAGGGAGGAGUGUAGAUACUGAUGUCGCCCGUCAUUCUGCUCUUGCCACCCAUGGCCGUGCGUCUCCCUGGGUCUCUUGGAGGAUGUCCCACAGAAGGUCGACCCAAGAUGAGGAGAAAGCCAAGUUAUGGUAUCAGAACGAUGCUGGAAGGGGGGCUCUCGACCAGCCUGACAUGGGCCAAGGCAGGGCCGGAGACCAGAGCAUGAAUUCCGCUGCUUCUGCCAUGGGCAAGGGAUCCACAGAGUGGAGAUACUUUGUGAAUGAUUCUGUUCCUAGCUCUUCAGCACUAUCCAUGCUUAAUGGCCACUCGGUGAGCACCGGAUCUAGGAACGGCUCACUGAGUAGCGGACAAAUUCUGCAUGCAAUCCGUGCAGAUAUUCCCCCGCGCCCUCUCCCUCCGAAGUUGCAGACAAUGUCACUUACCGCUAUUCCGGCGACUGCGACAUCCUCCGAUGAAAGUGGGGCCACCGUUAUCAUGACUGCCCCUCCAGAUCCACCAGCUCAAGGUUCGCCUAUCUACGGGUUCAAGGGUGUUACUCGUCAACCUCCCAGCAGGCAAUCUUCAUCCAACGGAUCCCUCGAAGAAUUGCUGGAACUGCAGAAUGAGCUAGACAAAACAAUUGCAGCGUUGCGAUUAUUUUCUCCGAGUUCUCCAACCUCUACCUCACCAAUCUCCCCUUUAUCAUCCAGAAGUGAUUCGAACUAUGCUGAACAAAUGCGUCAAUCAUCCUCCACUAGCGCGCGGACGCUGUCCGACUUCUCUUUGAGCAACUUCCCCUCCCCGCCAUGGCUGAUCUCCCGAGUGCCUUCUCUUCCUGCACCCUUACCAGCUGCCAAAUUACGACUGAAGGAAGACCGUCGGGCCCGUCUUCGAUUUCGUCAGGACUCAACUUCCGAUGCUCUUGGGCUACUGCUGCCGCCAAGAAUUCCUGCAGCUUUGACAGACAUGCCUAGCUCUCCUCGUUCUGACCUCAUGUCGGACUCUCCCUAUCAGGAAGACAACAGGAUCUUGCCUGCAGACGCGGGGCGAUCUUUGAGGUUCAACUCUGGCGGGACGCAGUACGAGAUUACAUCUUUCAUAGGCGAUUUAACAACUCCAGGUGGUCACAGGAAGGCAACGACGGAGAAGCCUUUGCAUGAGUCUGGAGGGAAUUCGCUCCAUCUUGGCAUCGAUGGAAGCUACGGUUCUCGGGAAGCUUCUCCCCAUUUGCCCACGACGCCUUUACGUCCAUCGCGAGCAGGACUAUUGAGAUUGCCAUCCUCCGCAAGACAUAGGCUAUCGCAACUCUUAAUGCAGACGAGACUGUCACUUGUUCCAAAAUUAGAGGAGGAAGCUUCAGAUCCGAACUUCGACUCGGUCGAACCUCUAGCACAACGCAGGAUGCGACCUCUGAUACUUCCGUCUAUGACGAUCACUUCCCCUCCCCAUUUCCAGCCGUUGAACAUCAGUUCUGGUGCGCGGCUGUCGAGAGGGAUGACUAGCCUUCCACAGAGGCCGCAGGUGGCACCAGAUUUUGGUGUUCCAAGGCCACUACCCGAAGAUGUGCAUGAUCCUGGAGCAUUUGAGCGACUAAGACCGCCGCCGUUAAUUUUACGUUCAGACCACGAGUAUUUCUCGAGAGGUUCAAGAUGAUGAUGGACGUUUUUAUUUCUAACCUUAUGUUGACUUUCGCUGGUUCGAACGAGUUGGCAGUUACGAAUCUCGUAGAUACGUUCAUUGUGGUGCGUUCUCAUUCUCUCACUAUAUCUAGUUCAUUAGCAAUGUGUCAUACUUGUUGCAUGGUUUCUGGAUAGUUAUGAAGCGUGGCGGACGUUAUCAUCACCUACAUAUUGUUCGCUAUAGCCAUACAUGUACAGAGCAGUAGUUACACCUGGUUGCCCUACCGUGUCCUAUCGAGCUUUCCUGAAAGUUAUAAACGCACCGCUUGACAUGCAAAUGGUUCCUCAAUGUCAACGUGAAUAAUGGACACUUCACCAAACCCGUCAUUGAUCAUUUAAAAGGGGUGAACCAGCUCGCACAAUUGUUUCUCCGUCUAAUCUAGAAAUAAAGGAUUUAAACCAGUUGACGAGUGCUAAGUGCGCACGAGCAGUU